This is a messenger RNA of Trifolium pratense (red clover), 1138 nucleotides long. Its product is annotated as 60S ribosomal protein L7a-2. Lineage: Eukaryota; Viridiplantae; Streptophyta; Magnoliopsida; Fabales; Fabaceae. Gene Ontology annotation, biological process: ribosome biogenesis. Bases 138 to 920 code for a protein of 260 amino acids. Gene Ontology annotation, cellular component: ribonucleoprotein complex. The transcript has 6 exons. The record is from RefSeq and is a predicted model, not a curated record.
CCAUACCCGACCCAUAAUUUAAAAGCCCGCAUUUUCAUAACCCUUUAAGUUCAACAUACAAGGCAUUAGGGUUUCUCUUUCGUAUAAAAGCUUUCUCCUUCCUUCCGCCACUUCCAUCAACAACAACAACAGCACCAAUGGCACCAAAGCGCGGUGGAAAAGCACCAGUUGCAGCUGCUAAGAAGAAGCAGCCAGAGAAAGUGGUGAACCCACUUUUCGAGAAAAGACCUAAGCAAUUUGGGAUCGGUGGUGCUUUACCUCCAAAGAGAGAUUUAACAAGGUUUGUGAAAUGGCCUAAGAAUGUUCAAAUCCAGAGGAAGAAGAGAAUCCUUAAGCAGAGGUUGAAGGUUCCACCAGCACUUAAUCAGUUCACUAAGACUCUUGAUAAGAACCUUGCCACAAACCUUUUCAAGAUGCUCCUCAAGUAUAGGCCAGAGGACAAAGCUGAGAAGAAAGAGCGUCUUUUGAAAAAGGCUCAAGCCGAAACUGAGGGCAAAACCGUUGAGACAAAGAAGCCUAUUAAUGUGAAAUAUGGUCUCAACCAUGUUACAUAUCUUAUUGAGCAGAACAAGGCACAGCUUGUUGUGAUUGCUCAUGAUGUCGACCCAAUUGAGCUUGUCGUCUGGCUUCCAGCAUUGUGCAGGAAGAUGGAAAUUCCUUACUGCAUUGUUAAGGGCAAAGCACGUUUGGGAACUAUUGUUCACAAGAAAACUGCUGCUGUUUUGUGCCUGACCACUGUCAAGAAUGAAGACAAAAUGGAAUUCAGCAGAAUCCUAGAAGCCAUUAAGGCCAACUUCAACGACAAGUAUGAUGAAUACAGGAAGAAGUGGGGUGGUGGUAUUAUGGGUUCCAAAUCUCAAGCCAAGACCAAGGCCAAGGAAAGACUCAUUGCCAAGGAAGCUGCUCAAAGAAUGACCUAGAAAUUUCAUAUGCUUUUGGUUAUUUUAGAACUUUCUGUUUUGUUAUUCUUCUAUAUUUUUGGUGGAGGCUUUAAAAACAAGUAUAAUGUGCAAUUUUCCUUUCAUUCUGCUGUUAGCUUGUAAUUCACAACCAUGGUUUCAUUACCUGCGCCUUUUGCUGAAUUAUUUCAGUAGUUGUUUUAGACUUAAAUAUGGAUUGUGUUUUUUUGUCUUCAAAA